UGGAAAAAUGAAUUUGUCAGCUGGGACCCUUUGGACUUUUGUAACAUUACCGAUAUCAGUCUUCCUGUGAACCUUUUCUGGACUCCUCACAUUUUCAUAGAUGAACAGGCAGAUGAAGAUAAGCACACAGUUAGCCAUUUUAUUUACCUAUCCUUUGAUGGCUACAUUGUUUUAUUUCAAGCACAUCAACUCACUUCCGCCUGCAACCUGGAUGUCCACACAUUUCCUUUUGAUGAGCAAAAGUGCAACAUAACUAUGGUGCCAUCAUUAUAUAGAGAAAAUGAAGUAAAGUUGAAAAACACUAAAACUUUCAAAAACACAAACCAAGACAGUCGCAAACGUUAUUUAGCCGAUGGAGAAUGGAAGUUUCAGAAAGUGGAGAUCAUGGAGGUGACCGAAAUUGAAGCUGACGGAAAAUACAGUACAGUCAUCUAUCAGAUUUCUAUGAAGAGGAGAUCCAUUCUUUAUGAAUUAAUGGUGAUUCUGCCAAUGUUUAUUCUCUUCUUGCUGGAUAUGGCUAUUUCUUAUGCUUUUGCCUCUCCUGCAGAAAAAAUUGCCUACAAAGUGACCAUGAUCUUGCAGGUCUCAUUUUUGUCUGUGAUGCUUAUUGACAAGUUACCACCCACAUCAGAUUAUCCACCAGUAAUAGCAAUGUUUUUUAUCGGAAUCUUUGCAUUUAUGGUCCUUGGCAUCCUAGAGAAUGCCUGCAUGGAAUAUUGCAGGGAGCAGAAUUUCAAGUUACCAUCCUUCAAGAACUUUACAAGAAAAUUCUUGCGAAAGGAAAAAAUAAAAGCAGAGGACUCUAUCUCCGAUGUAGGAGAAGAGAUAGACAUGGAGAACAAACAAACAAGGGAAUUUCCCUUGGUGGAAAAUGACAACGCAGACAGCCUUGUGUUUCUGAAACAGGUGACCCUGGAGCUGCAACAGAUCAAGAAGCACCUGGCUCUGGAAGAAGGCAAGGAGGUUUCUGGCCCUGCCCUACAGGACAAAUAUGUCCGGUUGGAGAAGUGCCUUUGUUAUACCCGCUUGAUCUUAUCCCUUGGUUUUAUAGCCUUCAUUGUGGUGCAGUGGACAAGCUGAAUUUGUUUGUAGCCUGGAACCAGCUUGCUAUAUUUUAAUGGCCCCAGGUCAUGGAAUGUAUGUAGGCAACACUAUUGGGCUAAUUCCUCCAUCACAUUAUAACAAACAGCAUCCAGUCUGUGUUCAUAUCACACGUAGGCUACUGUAUUUUUAAAAAUGAGCUUUCAAGCUUCUACUCCUGAAAUUGAAAUAUGCCUUGCUAUAUGUGACACUUAGCUGCAUUUUCAACAUUUUACUGCCUGCAUCAGUAUAUGCUCCCAAUCCAGGGUGAGGGAAAGUGCUAGCCCAGCAAUGCUUUAAAAAUUGAAAUCGGUCUAAUCUGUAGAUUCUGUU
Messenger RNA from Pseudonaja textilis, 1413 nucleotides. Its product is annotated as 5-hydroxytryptamine receptor 3A-like. NCBI's taxonomy places the organism in Eukaryota, Metazoa, Chordata, Lepidosauria, Squamata, Elapidae. Gene Ontology annotation, biological process: monoatomic ion transmembrane transport. The record is from RefSeq and is a predicted model, not a curated record. Gene Ontology annotation, molecular function: extracellular ligand-gated monoatomic ion channel activity; transmembrane signaling receptor activity. Gene Ontology annotation, cellular component: membrane.